Molecule: messenger RNA, 3546 nt
Organism: Austrofundulus limnaeus
Lineage: Eukaryota; Metazoa; Chordata; Actinopteri; Cyprinodontiformes; Rivulidae
Gene: dnajc18
Product: DnaJ (Hsp40) homolog, subfamily C, member 18
Exons: 8
Coding region: 482-1651 (389 amino acids)
Biological process (GO): cellular response to misfolded protein
Cellular component (GO): endoplasmic reticulum membrane
Molecular function (GO): Hsp70 protein binding
Source: RefSeq, a predicted model, not a curated record
GUCUAAUGUAUCUGCAAAUACAACACCAAAACAAAGUACAUUUCAUGGUAACAUAAAAACCUUUGAAUUCUCCCUUUUUUUUUUUCGCUCACUACACCGGAAAUGACAUCGCCGCGGGUUUCGCCUCUACCUUUUGUCCAUCACAAGAAGAGGAGGGGGUGACCACUGUAAUCCAAAACGAUGUCCUUUAAAACGCCUGUGAAGCCCUAAAAAAAUGUUGACUUUUAGGACUUUAAAAAAUGGCCCGACCCGCAGGAAUGUUUUCUAGUUUUCAGCCCGGCGCCGACCUGGACGCGAGGCACUUUGAGUGACUGCGGCUCGCGCCGAGCUAACAUUACGCAGCUGUCUGUAACCGAAGCUAAUCGGCUAUCUACGGUAGUGUUCGCCUCUCCUCCUCCUCCACAUGAUUAUUGACUCGCCUGGUUGUGCGGAGCAUACAGGCAGCGGCUGGAAUCGCUAAAACACCCUUGAAAGCUGUGAAAUGGACAAAGAAGAAGCGGAGCGGCUCGUAGAGAAGGCGAAGCUGUGUUUACGGUCGGGACGAAAGGACCGGGCGCUACAGCUGCUCCAUGAAGCGCAGAAUAUUUACCCCAGCGCMCGGGCCAGAGUGUUAAUAGAUGCCAUACAGAAGAACGGAGGCAGUGCGUUCUCAGAAGCAAACCACGUCCCUCCACCGACUGGCUGGAGAGACGAGGACACGAGAAACCAGGAAACGAGUAACGAAGCAAAUGARGAAAAGAAGACUUAUACUGAAGAUCAGCGUCAGAGUGUUCUCAGGAUAAAGAAUUGCAAGGACUUUUAUGAAAUCCUUGGCGUUACCAAAAACGCUGGUGAUGAAGAUUUGAAAAAGGCGUACAGGAAGUUGGCACUGAAGUUUCACCCAGACAAGAACUUUGCCCCAGGAGCCACAGAUGCAUUCAAAGCAAUAGGCAACGCGUAUGCAGUGCUGAGCAAUCCAGAGAAGAGGCAGCAGUAUGAUCAGUACGGAGAUCAGUGCGCGACUUCAGCCACGCCCCAACACUCCGGCCACGGUCGCGCUGGUCACUACCGAAACUUCUACAGAGACUUCGAGGCCGACAUUUCUCCUGAAGAGCUCUUCAACAUUUUCUUUGGAGGAAGGUUUCCUACUGGAAAUGUUCACGUGUACACCAACCAGGGAGCCUCCUACUCUCAGUUCUAUCAGCCUCGUCGUCGGCGUGCUUACGAAAGGCGCGAGGAGGUGGUGGAGGAAAACCAGAGUCAGAACACCUUCACAGCUCUCCUGCAGCUUCUCCCUGUGCUGGUGUUAAUCCUCAUAUCAGUAUUUACUCAGAUGAUGGCCACUAACCCCCCCUACAGUCUCUUCUACAAACCAGCCAUGGGGCUGGUGGUGUCCAGAGAAACGCAGCAUAUGGGUGUGCCGUACUACGUGGAUAAAAGCUUCGAGAAGGAGUACCGUGGAGCCGCGCUGGAGGAGUUGGAGAAAACCAUAGAGAGCGAUUAUAUCGAACACCUGCAGAGCAGCUGCUGGAAGGAAAAACAGCAAAAGUCUGACUUGGCAAACCUGGGUCAGCUUUACCGCGACGAGCGCUUAAAGCAGAAGGCCGAGUCGAUGAGYCUGGACAACUGUGAGAAGCUGCAUCGACUGGUGGGGCGUCAAAGAGUCAAAUGAGGACUGUUUGAGAGGAGGAAGUGUUUCUUUUGCGUAAUGUGUAAAUUUACCCAAUCUGGCUUGUGUUUUUGAAAAAGACAUUUUGAGGGGAGGCGGGGUACGGUGCAGUCAGUGGAUAAAUUACACCGCAGGAAACGAUGUGCCUUCUCUUGGAUGGUAGUAAACAGUGUUUGCUGCCAGCGCUGGCUGUGGCGUUAGCAGCAUGAAAACUCACUGUGGCAGUGUGAAGGAUGUCUCCUAGCCUCCAAACUUUCUUAUAGAAAAUGGCAUAACAUAUGCAGUCUCCCUUUGGGGCUACAAAGGUGGUUGUAUGUUUCACACAUACAUGUUUAGAUCUUGUAGUGUAUUUGUGUUUGUUCAAUUUUUUUUUUUUUUUCAUUUUUUGAUCUUUGCUGAAAAUUUAGAUGUAUUUAUUUGGAAGUUAAUGGAGUGAAAGCUGUUGGUUGAGCGUCUUAGCUCAGCUCUAGUUUUUUGUUUUAUUUGUUUUUUGUUGUUUUUUUUUGUAGGAAACAAGUACUGUGACCUAAAUUGUGUUUGAUCAAAUCCAAACACAUUUGUGUUGCGAGAUUACCUUUUACACAAAGCAAAUGUUUGAUUAUUUAUCUGCUGUAUGACUUAAAGUUAGUAUUUCACUGGGCUGUGACUGUUGAAGACGAGUUGGUGACURGAAGUUGUGAGGAAACAUGAGGAAACAGGUGAAAAUUUAGUUUCAGACUGAUGUAUGAGUGCUUGCUAGCAGUGAGCAAUGUGGCCUCAUUUUUAGUGGCCACUGUUUUGAAAAAAAACAAAAAAAAACAAAAAAAAAAAGUUUUAUUUUCAUAGGCAUGGCUUGCAAAACAGUAUUUUAGCCACACCCUUUUCUUUGGCCCACAUUGUACCUGCCUCAGCUCGCUUUAAACCCAACGUGGCAUGCUUAAAACAAAAAAGAGCAAUUUUAGACCAGCUUUUUAUGGUUUAUUAUUGAUCAUAAAUAGGGUUUUAAAGCUUGGACAUGAGCAGAACAGUAUGUCGCUCUGCCGCUCUUGAAACAGGUCGCUGAUGCCUGCAACAAAACUCAGACAGGUAAAGUGAUGGUGAAUUUGCUGCACAAUUUUUUUGGAACGUCAAGCUACAAGAGGGCAAGAUUAUGCAUUUCACACAAAACCGUUAAGUACCCUCCACAUAUGUUUUGAGAUAUUUUGGCCAUUUUUUCCCAAAUAUUCGCCAGCAGUUGCGGCCCAGUGAGAUUAGCAGCUUAAAUCACAGAAAUAUGCUGUAAUUGAACGUCCUGCAGGUUGCAUCGACUGUUGCACCACUGAGGAUGUAUUUUCAGCUAAUUUAUAUUGAAGUUAGUUCAAAUGUUUUUUAAUUCUGCACCAGUACUUUGUAGAUAGAUUUAAAAUUUGUUCUGAAAUUUAAAGUAGAUGGACCUUAAACCUGUUUUUAUUUCCACAGCUGGAAACCAAAUCAGGUCAUUCUGAUUAGGAUGCUGACAUUGUUGAAAUGUAAUUGUUUUAAUAACUAAUCCCCAAACCCUGCAUCGUCUUUACUGACAGUAACACAUACUGCACACUACAUCUACCAAACUGCCUUAGCUGGUUUCAUAGGUUUGGAAAAUUCAGGUUCAUCUUAAGCACUUUUAAGUUCCURCUGUGUUCAGUAUUGUUACUGUUGCAUGCGUUCUUGUGAGUGUUUUUGUUAGUUGCAAAUUAUUUAUUUCCUGACGAACCGUCAUGACUAUUAUAAAUGGACAACUUUAUUCAGGUUCACGCUAAGCUACGGAAAUGUAAAUUCUUUACUGUGACAGAAACACUUGUUGGGUUUUGGAAACAAUCAGCUUGAAGGUGAACUGGAGAAUUACGAGAAGCUUUCAGCCAAAACAAUCCCCGACAAAUAAAGAUGUAAUUUCAACUUGA